GCAGGUGUUUGACCUGGGUCACAUGAACAGGGCGACAGCGUGCACUAAUCUAAACGAGCACAGCUCUCGCUCUCACGCUCUCCUUAUCGUCACAGUGGCGGGUUUCAACUCUUCCACAGGCCACCGUACCUCAGGUAAGCUCAAUCUGGUGGAUCUGGCUGGUUCCGAGCGGAUUACCAAAUCCGGCGCCGAGGGCAACCGUCUGCGCGAGGCUCAGUGUAUCAACAAAUCACUGUCUGCGCUGGGCGACGUCAUCAACGCCCUGCGCUCCAAACACUCGCAUGUGCCCUUCAGGAACUCCCGCCUCACGUACCUACUGCAGGACUCGCUCAGCGGAGACAGCAAGACCCUCAUGAUGGUGCAGGUGUCUCCUCUAGAGAGUAACGCCAGUGAGUCGGUUUGCUCUCUGAAGUUCGCUCAGCGUGUUCGGACUGUUGAGAUCGGGCCCUCGUCUUCCUCACGCCGCCAAGCAGAGAACUCCUCUACAUCCUCCUCUCCAACUCAUGACAGCGUGGAGGUACAGCGUCACAGACACACACAUCCUCACGUGUUCAUGUCUGAAAACAACAACGUCUUUGAGAUCUGUCCUUCACCCACAAUUUUUCUUCUGUUACUAAUGCAGUGGCCACAAUACACUCAUUAUUCCACUUUUCCUUCUCUCCGGUUCAUAUUUAUACUGUAA
Messenger RNA from Sinocyclocheilus rhinocerous, 682 nucleotides. RefSeq names its product kinesin-like protein KIFC3. Gene Ontology annotation, molecular function: ATP binding; microtubule binding; microtubule motor activity. NCBI's taxonomy places the organism in Eukaryota, Metazoa, Chordata, Actinopteri, Cypriniformes, Cyprinidae. The record is from RefSeq and is a predicted model, not a curated record. Gene Ontology annotation, biological process: microtubule-based movement. The transcript has 4 exons. The coding region runs from base 23 to 682 and encodes 219 amino acids. Gene Ontology annotation, cellular component: microtubule cytoskeleton.